Entamoeba dispar SAW760 is the source of this 1050-nucleotide messenger RNA. RefSeq lists its product as uncharacterized. Lineage: Eukaryota; Evosea; Mastigamoebida; Endamoebidae. The record is from RefSeq and is a predicted model, not a curated record. The transcript has a single exon. The coding region runs from base 1 to 1050 and encodes 349 amino acids.
AUGACAAAAACGUUUACAGGUAUAUGUGUUUCUAUAACGUUAUGUUUUUCUAUACUUGUUGUGUUAAUUGUUACUUGUAUGGUUGAUAAUAAAUCAUCUGCUACUAUUCAAUUGAACACAAACCCUAUAAUAAAACCAAGAAUUAAAUCAAAAUACGAAGAUAAAUUAUUUAACCUCUAUAACUUUAAUUAUUCUGGAGAAUGUGCAGUUCCAUUUAAAUAUAAACCCAAUAAUAAAAGAGAUUUAUUGAUUUAUGGAGUGUAUUUUUCUGAUAAAAGAAAGUGGAAUAAACAACAACAAACAACAUUACAAACACUUUCACUAAAUCAAAACGGAAUUCCAAAUGCUACAAAAAUUUUGUUGUUAUGUGGAGAACCUCCAGAACCUAACUUUAGUUCAUUAAUGAAUUCAAAAGGAGUAGAAGUUAUUCCAGUAAAAGUUGAUUCGUUAUACAAUGGAGCAGUUCUUAGAUAUGUUAUAAUACAAAAAUAUCUUGAAGAAAACAAAGAAAAAUAUGAUCGAGUGUUUAUUGCAGAUCUUAGAGAUGUGGUUUUCUUUGAAGACGGAUUUGCUACCUUUUCAGACAAACAAUUAUAUUUAAGUAAAGAAUGUUCUAGAAAUGAUACUGGUAAUAUAAGUUGUGCUUCUCUAGCUUUGAACUUUCCAAAAAAAUGGAUGAGAGAAAGUGUUAGUGAAGAAGUUGCAGAAUUGUAUGCAGCGAAUAAAACAAAAAUUAUAAAUUCAGGAACAAUUUUUGGUGGAAUUGAACAAGUUCUUCAUUUCCUUCAAAUAUUUACUUCUCAAUUUAAUUAUCAAAGAGUUAAUAUAUGGGGCUAUGAUCAGUCAUUGUUAAAUUAUAUGUAUUAUAGUGGUCAGUUUAAUUCAUUAAAUAUUACUAUAGCUACUUGUGAUCAAAUGUUUUGUUUUGAUUUAAGAAAUGGUUGCUAUUAUAAUAAAAAAGAAAAAUCAUUAACUGUGAGAGGAACUAACUGUUCACCAAUUAUUAGACAUAAAAUUGUAUUACGAAAUCCAAGCCUUUGUCUUUUCUAA